This is a messenger RNA of Dalotia coriaria, 566 nucleotides long. It is a transcript of the gene rtp, whose product is annotated as MORN repeat-containing protein retinophilin. The record is from RefSeq and is a predicted model, not a curated record. Gene Ontology annotation, cellular component: cell projection. NCBI's taxonomy places the organism in Eukaryota, Metazoa, Arthropoda, Insecta, Coleoptera, Staphylinidae. Gene Ontology annotation, biological process: response to axon injury.
CUACAGCUUUUCAACGUACUUAAUUUUCGGUAAGUUAAUAUAAAAAUGGCAAGCACUGAUUUAACACUGGCAAAAGUUGCAAAAGAAGGUGGAUAUCGUUAUGAAAGAGACGCUACAUACGUGGGAGGCUGGAAUAAUUCUGGUAAAAGAGAUGGCAUUGGCCACUUACUUCUUUCUGAUGGAACCAGAUAUGAUGGAUGUUUUACUGAUGGAUUUCACGGAAUUGGAAUAUUACGAUUUCCAGAUGAGUCAAAAUAUGAAGGCGAAUUCAGUGAUGGAUGGUUCCAUGGUUUUGGUGUCUUUUGGCGUGCUGAUGGAAUGAAACACGAGGGAGAAUUUCGUGGAGGAAAGAUCUGGGGUUUGGGACUAACAACUUUCAAAGACAAUACUAACGGAUUUCCAAGAUGUGAAGGAUAUUUUCAAGAUUGUCGUCUUGUACGCAAGAAAAAAUGCCCAGAAAUAGUGCAGCGUGCUCAGAAAGUAACAUUUAUGGCUCGCCAACAGUUUGAUACUUCAAUGUAAUACCAACAUUAGUUAAUUAUUAAAUCAAACAUUUAAGAACAAAA